GUGUAUGUUCCUGGAAACAUGGCGGCCAGCUUCCGCGGCCGUCCUAUCCGGAGUCUUCGGAUGCGGGGUCGGAAUGACAGCGGGGAGGAGAACGUCCCGCUGGAUCUGAGCAGAGAACCAUCUGAAAACUUCCGUGAAAUCCUCCAAAAUGUGGCCAAAUCGCAUGGAGUCAGUAACAUGCGAAAGCUUGGCCACCUGAACAACUUCAUUAAGCUGCUUUGCAACAUUGGACAUCGGGAGGAGAGCUUCGGGUUUACAUAUGAGGAAAUCAUCGUUUGUCUGCGACUAGCUCUUCUAAAUGAGGCCAAGGAAGUGCGUGCAGCAGGUUUGCGGGCACUCCGCUAUCUUAUCAGAGACACCAACGUGCUGCAGAAGGUCCUCAGACUGCAGGUGGAUUAUUUGAUUUCCAGGUGCAUUGACAUCCAGCAAAGCAAUGAGGGGGAGAGGACUCAGGCGUUACGGCUUGUCCGAAAGAUAAUCACAGUCAACGCGAUGCUGUUCCCCACCUCUGUCGCAAAUUCUCUCAUUGCUAUCGGUACAGACGGACUGCAGGAGAGGGAUCGCAUGGUUCGCGCUGCCGUUGCCAUCGUAUGUGAGCUAGCCCUGAAGAACCCAGAGGUGGUGGCCAAACGCGGAGGUCUAAGCACAAUCCUCAAGAGCGUCAUCGACUGUCAGCUCAGUCGGAUCAACGAAGCCCUGAUCACCACGAUCCUCCACUUACUCAACCACCCGUGCACCCGCCAGUAUGUGCGUGUUGACGUGGAGUUCGAGCAAAUCCUCGCACCUUUCACUGAUUUCCACUAUCGACACAACGCUGACACAGCUGAAGGACAGCUCAAGGAAGACAGAGAAUCCAGGUUCUUGUCGAGCAGGAUGGCGAUAGUCGCUGCCUUUCGUUCUUGGUCUGGAAUUAUCAACUUGUGCAAGGCUGGAAAUUCUGGAAUCCAGUCUUUAAUUGGCUUACUUUGCAUACCAAAUAUGGAGGUUAGGAAAGGCUUGUUGGAGGUGCUAAAUGAGAUAUUCAGGCUUCCUGUGCCCAUCGUUACUGAAGACUUCACGGAGGCUCUCCAGAGCGUUGAUCCUGCCAGGUUCCAGGACACUUGGAGACUCUCUGAUGGGUUUGUGGCUGCAGAGGCUAAAGUUAUCUUACCCCAUCGGGCCCGCUCCAGGGCUGACCUGAUGGACAACUACCUGGCAUUUGUCCUUUCUGCCUUCAUAACAAGUGGACUGUUAGAGGGCCUCGUGGAAGUUGUCACCAGCAGUGAUGACCAGCUUGCUGUCAGAGCUACUAUACUCCUGGGAGAGCUUUUACACAUGGCAAACACAAUUCUUCCUCAUUCCCAUAGCCACCACCUGCACUGCCUUCCUACCCUCAUCAACAUGGCCGCCUCAUUUGACAUCCCACAAGAGAAACGGCUCCGUGCAAGUGCAGCCGUGAACAAUCUGAAGCGUUUCCACGAGAAGAAGAGGAAAGGUUUGAAGCCCUACAGUCUUUACCUGGACCACAUCAUUCGCAAAUCUGUGUCUUCCCACAGCCGCAGAGAUUCCCACUCGCGUGUCCAAAGGGACAUCUACGUCAUAAAGGACACUGAAGAAACACUGCUGAUGAACCUGAGAGACAGCCACAUCCUUAACCACAAGCAGAACUUGGAGUGGAACUGGUUGCUCAUCGCCACCAUCCUGAAGUGGCCUAAUGUGAACCUCAGGAACAAUAAAGAUGAACAGAUGCACAGGUUUGUUCGGAGGCUGCUGUACUUUUAUAAACCCACUAGUAAAUUAUACGCCGGACUGGCUUUGGAUCACGUUAAGGCCAGGCAACUCACUGUGGUUGGGUGUCAGUUUGUUGAGUUCCUCAUGGACUCAGAUGAGGACGGUCAGGGGUAUCUAGAGGACCUAGUGAGGGACAUGGUCUCGUGGCUCUGCUCAUGUUCAGGACUGAAGCCGGAGCGCAGUCUGCAGAGCAACGGCCUCCUCACCACCCUCAGUCAGCACUACUUCCUCUUCCUGGGGACACUUUCUGCACACCCACAAGGAGUCAAAAUGUUAGAGAAAUGUGGCCUGUUCCAGUGCCUGCUGAAUUUGUGCUCCGUAAAGAACCAAGAUGCUGUGCUGAAGCUUGCCGUAACAACUCUGGACUACAGCAGAGACGGCCUGGCCAGGGUCAUCCUCUCUAAGGUCCUCACCGCCUCCACUGAUACAUGCAGGUUGUACGCUACCAAACACCUGCGCGUGCUGCUGCGUGCCGGCGUGGAGUUCUUCAGCAGCUGGGGCAUGGAGCUUCUGGUCACCCAGCUUCAUGAUCACAACAAGGUUGUUUCCAUGGAAGCACUGGACAUACUGGAUGAGGCCUGUGAGGACAAGGCCAACCUUCAUGCUCUGAUCCAGCUGAAACCAGCUGUGUCCCAUCUGGGAGACAAAGGCCUCCUACUGCUCCUCAGGUUCCUGUCAAUUCCUAAAGGUUUUUCCUACCUUAAUGAAAGAGGUUAUGUCAGCAAACAGCUGGAUAAAUGGCAGAAGGAGUACAACCUUAAAUAUGUGGAUCUGAUAGAGGAGCAGCUGAACGAAGCACUAACAACUUACCGCAAACCCGUGGAUGGAGAUAACUACGUCAGACGCAGCAACCAAAGGUUACAAAGACCAAAUGUUUAUCUCCCUGUGCACUUGUAUGGUCAGCUGGUACAUGAUAAGACCGGCUGUCAUCUACUGGAAGCUCAGAAUGUCGUUCCAGACCUCAGCUACACGGUGCGCUCCCCGAUGCUGGACACCUGGGAGGGCGUCAAACUGCUGAAGGCUGCGCUCUGGGCUCUGGGCAACAUCGGCUCUUCGAACUGGGGUCUGAAUCUCCUGCAGGAGGAGAACGUCAUUCCUGACAUCCUGGCGUUGGCUCAGCACUGUGAGGUGCUGUCAGUGCGCGGCACCUGCAUUUAUGUGCUGGGCGUCAUUUCCAAGACCAAGCAGGGAUGCGAGGUUCUCAAGCAGUACGGUUGGGACGCAGUCAGGCACAGUCGCCGGACACCGUGGCCUGUCACUCCCGACGAGGUGGACACCCAGCUCACGUCGGAGCUCUCCUCCGUACCGAGCACGCUCAGUCUGAACUCGGAAUCCACCAGCUCCCGCCACAACAGCGAGAGCGAGUCUCAACCAAACAUGUACAUCCUGGACGAUGACAAAUGUGACGGUUUGGACUCGCCCGACGACCCCUCUUUCUACCCGCACUCCAAAGCCAUCAAAGAUCGCAGCCCAUUCACAAUCCUUGGUUCCACGCGCUUUGUUCGUCCGCGCUUCCUCAACUCCCUGUCCCUCCCCAGCAAGAAGCUCCGCUCCACUAGUGAUCCAAAGAGUUCCUCCGGCUCUCGCACUCCGACUGAUCUCAAGACGGAGAGCCCGCGGCGGAACAGGACGGUGACGGAGCCUUCGGUCUUCGGUCCCAACCAGGGAGACAUCUUCACCUCAGUAUUCAACAGCCGGGGAAUGCCAAAGAGUCCAACGGUUAGCCUGGAGACCUCCUUCGUAGGGACCAGGGGCGGAUCUGAGGAGCAGCUGGUGGACGGCAGGCUGGUCCGGGGCGGGGGCUCGGGUCUCGGGCUCAGCGGACUCGCCGGACACGGGGUGGCGGAGCACCACCGGGAGCAGAGCAGCCGCGAGCGUCUGGCGGGAGACGGCGGCUCCUCCGGCGGAGGCAACGUGGGCGGAGGAGGCGGGGGUACUCAGUUUAAAAGCCGCAGCCAGAGCUUUAACACGGAUACAACGACCAGCGGCAUCAGCUCCAUGAGCUCCAGCCCCUCCCGCGAAACUGUCGGAAACCCUGAGCACCCCGAGGUAGAGCCGGACUCCUCCGACUGCGUGAGCCUCAACACCGUCGUGUCGGCCAAGACUGUGAAAACGCUCUCCUCCCUCAGCCCCCAGCCGCAGACCAACCACAUGUCCGCCUCCAAGUCCUCCAACGUUUCACUGGUACCCCUGGGCUCCUCGCACACGCUUCCCCGCCGAGCCCAGUCCCUCAAGUCCCCCUCCGUCACCACCAUCAAGAGCCUGGCCGACUGCAGCUUCAUCUACACCAGCCCCAGGGACGCGCUGGGCUACGCCACACUGAAGCGGCUGCAGCAGCAGAGGAUACACCCGUCGCUGUCGCACAGCGAAGCCCUGGCUUCACCCGCCAAAGACGUGCUGUUCACCGACACCAUCACCAUGAAGACCGGCAGCCUGGACUCCAGGCUGACUCCUCGCAGGCUGUCAGACAGGAGGCGUACCUGUCCGGAACCAAGCGUCCCAAGCCCGUACCGCAGGCUGUCCAGGACACUUGUGCCGCGGUUCCUGAAGGCUCUGAGCUUCGCCUCGCUGGACAAAGAGGAGCUGCUCAGCCCCAUCAACCAAAGCACCCUGCACCGCUGCUCCUCGGUGCGCUCCAUGGUCUCCAGCGCCACCUUCGGCUGCAACGACGACUACAUCGGCCUGGCGCUGCCCAUGAACAUCAACGACAUGUUCCACAUCAGAGACCCCACCUACUUCCAGCAGAGGAUCAGCCCGCCCUCGGAGGAGCGGAAACGCUUCCUGUUCGGCGACGGAGACGGGGACCGGCCCGCUCUGCCGCUACUGAAGCAGCAGUUCAGCAUCUCGGAGCUGAUCGCGUCGCGAGGCGAGACUCAGAACCACCUGGUGGAUUCGGAGGAGACGGGUCUGCAGGAUCACUCUGAGGAGAACUGUCUGUACUGCGUGGGGGCCAGCGUCCUCGGCUACCCCACCCAGCCGCAGAUCAACAGCACUCACUCUCGGACAGAUUACGUCGACUUCCCCUCCUGGGGCGGCCAGGGGGGCCAUCGUCUGGAGGUGAUGCCUCAGUCGAAGUUCUCUGGCGUGUCGGGUUGCAGCGAUGCUGCUGUGUCACAGGGGUCCAUCUCUAGCACGCCCACACCUGGGGACAUUGUUAUCGGGCUUAACAAGUGCACGUCCUCUGCAGGCGGGAAGGCGAUAUCCGACGACGGCCCCGCCUCUCGAGUCCUUCUGAGGAAGGAGAUUCUCCGCCUCAUCAUCAACCUCAGCUCCUCCGUCGGAACCAAAGGCCACGAAACGGGACUGUUGACGAUAAAGGAGAAGUUCCCUUAUGCGUUCGAUGACAUUUGCCUGUACUCGGAGGUUUCCCACCUCUUAUCCCACUGUAUGUUUCGACUGACUUCGAGGCGCUUCAUACAGGAACUCUUCCAGGACGUGCAAUUUAUGCCAAUGUACGAGGAAGCUGAAGCAAUCCUGACAAAGCUACCAAAACCCGUGGAAGAGGACGUUGACCCGCCCGCUGAGUCCUGAUCCUCCUCCCGCCCGCCUUGUGUUUAGUGCGCCGCUGCAGUCCGGACUCCUCACAGCUGUGGAAAGCAAAGCAGGUCUGAGGCUCUACGGACAGAGGGACGUUGGGCUGGUUUCUGUUGCUUGAAACAGAGGAGCGUCGCUCCGCGUCCCCCCGCCCCCAUGCGCCGGAAACAAACAAAAAAAAAGACUUCAAUGACCGAACACAUAUUUAAUGCUGUUUCAGAAGAGAAAAUUUACAGCAGAUUAGCCAAAAACCUGUUUUAUACAACACAGAAAUAUUCACUGUCAGAUCAUCAUAAAACUGAAGGACAAUGAUGGUGUAUUAAACAAAAAUAUGGGUAAGUAGUCCUUAAAAAUCAAUUAUAAUCAGUUAUAAUUUCUGCAGAUUUGGGUGGUUUCCCUUAAUGAAGCGAGUAAGACGCAUCGUCACGUCUGCCUGGAGAUUCCUCGGACCUUGCCUUCUUUUCUUCAAACAAAAACACUACAACGGAUCCUGCUGCUUUGAACUGGGGCCGUCCAGGUCCAACCCCCCCCCCCCCCC
Molecule: messenger RNA, 5842 nt
Organism: Xiphophorus maculatus (southern platyfish)
Lineage: Eukaryota; Metazoa; Chordata; Actinopteri; Cyprinodontiformes; Poeciliidae
Gene: rictor
Product: RPTOR independent companion of MTOR complex 2
Exons: 38
Coding region: 19-5301 (1760 amino acids)
Biological process (GO): TORC2 signaling; positive regulation of phosphatidylinositol 3-kinase/protein kinase B signal transduction
Cellular component (GO): TORC2 complex
Molecular function (GO): protein serine/threonine kinase activator activity
Source: RefSeq, a predicted model, not a curated record